Messenger RNA from Peromyscus maniculatus bairdii (prairie deer mouse), 2728 nucleotides. Lineage: Eukaryota; Metazoa; Chordata; Mammalia; Rodentia; Cricetidae. The record is from RefSeq and is a predicted model, not a curated record.
GGGUGCCCGUGUGCGUCACUUCCGAGCAGAGCGCGCUCUGCCAAAAUCCGCGAGAGACCUUUUGAUUUUUUUUUUUUCCUCCAAUCACGUUUUCCCGCGAACACGCCCUUUGCUUAGGUGACAGCUGGAGUGUGGGGAGCUCAGUUUACCACUUUCCUACAGAUUUUUCGGCGUGAAGGGAAAGAAAUUGUGUAGGUAUUUCAGAACAUUUUUAGGUGAAAUUGAUCCCAAAGCCACAUUAAAAUAUGUGUUAAGUAAAGCAAUCUGAAGAAAGCCCAGGACCUCAGAAAUUCUGACUUAAUUAAGUUGUAUUGCCCAAGUGAAGAGUAAGAGUGAAGAGAAAUCUUUGCCUCCUCCUGGAAGGAUGGAGGCAGAAGGACAGCAGCCAUGGAAGACAGACUUUUACGUGGAAUUGCCAAAAGUGGAGCUCCAUGCCCACUUGAAUGGCUCCAUUAGUUCCAAUACCAUGAAGAAAUUAAUAGCCAAGAAGCCACAUCUUAAAGUUCAUGAUCACAUGACCAUGAUUGACAAGGGAAAGAAAAGGACUUUAGAAGAAUGUUUCCAGAUGUUCCAGGUUAUUCACCAGCUUACUACUAGUGCUGAGGACAUUCUAAUGGUCACAAAAGAUGUCAUUAAGGAGUUUGCAGACGAUGGUGUCAAGUACCUGGAGCUGAGGAGCACCCCCAGAGGAGAGAACGCUACUGGAAUGACAAAGAAGACUUACGUGGAAUCCAUUCUUGAAGGCAUAAAACAGUGCAAACAAGAAAACUUAGAUAUUGAUGUUAGGUAUUUGAUGGCAAUUGACAGAAGAGGUGGCCUGACAGUAGCCAAGGAGACUGUUGAACUUGCUAAAGAGUUCUUCCUCUCUACUGAGGAUACAGUUCUUGGCCUUGACCUCAGUGGAGACCCUACUAUAGGACAAGCAAAAGACUUCUUGGAACCUCUUCUAGAAGCUAAAAAAGCAGGUCUGAAGUUGGCAUUGCAUCUUGCAGAGGUUCCAAAUAAGAAAAAAGAAACACAAAUGCUGUUGGAUCUGCUUCCUGACAGAAUCGGGCACGGCACAUUCCUCAACUCCUGCGAGGGAGGAUCCCUGGAUCAGGUGGAUUUUGUGAGGCAACACCGGAUACCUCUGGUGGUGGAAGGCAGUGCAGAGCCUUGCACAUGCAGGGCAGGCCUUCUCCUGCUGAGCUACACCCCAGAUGGGAACUACAGUUUCCCAUUACACAUGAGCAGCAAACUUUGUUUGACCUCAAACAUCAAAAGCCAGACAGUUGCCUCUUAUGACCAGCAUCAUUUUGGAUUCUGGUACAGCAUUGCUCAUCCUUCUGUGAUCUGUACCGAUGAUAAGGGUGUUUUUUCGACACACCUUUCUCACGAGUAUCGACUGGCAGCAGAAACAUUUAAUUUGACCCCAUCUCAGGUGUGGGAUCUGUCUUAUGAAUCCAUCAGCUACAUCUUCGCUUCUCACAACACCAGAUCUGAACUGAGAAAGAGGUGGAAUCACCUGAAGCCCAAAGUGCUACACUUUUAAGCUGGGAUGACGUGACCUACUUUCGAUUAUAUGCUGUAGCCGUCUCUCCUGCCACAUCCCACUCAGUGAACUGUCCACUACUUCCUGGAAGCUCAGUACCAGGUAUAUGUGGGGUCAUGACACCAGCACCUUACGUAUGGUAAGUGCUCGUUAUACCUCAGACUAAGAGCCCUGAGGCCUGGCAUGCUUCGGCUCCAUGCUGCUGCUGGAGGACGGGAGGGCCGUCAGCCGGAUCCCUCUUUCCACUAGUGACUUUUUCAGUUAUCGCUCCCUCUCAGGCCGCGAUCAUAAACCUUCUGAGAAGUUGAAGCUGUUUGUCUUCGGGAAGGCCUCGGUGUUUCGUUAAUCAGACUCUCUCCGCUUUCUUUAACCCUUACAAGUGUUAUUUCUCAAGCCUGUCGAUGCCAGGCCACAUUGCACACCAGAACCAUUUGUGUGGGUGCCUCGUUGUCAGGUGACCGUAGUGACAAGCUAGACUCUGCCUUGCCUGUCUCAUAAUAGCUUUAGAAAUAUAUAAAGGGAUUGAAGUAAUUCCUUCAGUUUAAGAAAAGGAAAGAAUUGCUGGCUCGAAGUGGGAACGACGUAGGCUGGAGCUUCAGUUUUCAAAUCAGCUUCUAGUUAGCUUUCUUUGUGGAAGCUGCCAGGACUCACUUCGAAGAUCGUUCUAGGAAUGGGAGCAUUGUGGCUUCUAGGGUUCUUAGGUCUCCUGUGACCUCAUGCCCACAGGCAUAGGCUUACAUAAACACCUGUAUACCUGUAUACCAUGGGCACUUUAGCCCAAGACAAGGACAACUAAGGUUGGCUCUGUGUGGUAAGAAGAUGACUUAACAGGUAGCAAAUGUCCUGGUUAGUUUUUUCAACUUGAUACAAGCUAGAGUCAUUUGGGAAGAAGGACCCUAACUGAGAAAAUGCUCCCACCAGAUUGGCCUAAUCGGUGCUUUAUCAGUUGUGGACCCAUCCCACAGGUGAUGCCACCCCAGGCAGGUGGUUCUGGGUGGAAUAAGAAAAGAAAUUGAGCAAGUACAUGAGCAAGCCAGUAGGCAGCAUUCCUCCAUUGCUUCAGCUUCAGUUUCUGCCUCAACUUUCUAGGAUGAUGGACUACAAAUUAUAAGAGGAAAUAAGACUCUUUCUUCCUCAAGUUGCUUUUGGUUAUGGUGUUUUAUCACAGCAUUAAAAACCCUAAAACAGUUAAGUAAA